UAAAACCUAACUGCGCUUUAUGUGCUAGUAUAUAAUUAAGAAAAAGAUGAGCAUCUUUUACGACGAUAAAAUAGUCACUGAGGAAGAUGUUUAUGAUGUAACUCAUACCUCUCAAAGUACUAACCCUGUUAACAAGACUGACAAAUCAGAUACACAGAAUAAUAAUGUUGAAAAUAGUCUUUAUGAAGUUGUGCAUGAAGCAGAUGCAAAUAUUAAACAUACCACUUCAAUAUCACAUGUGAGAAAAAGCCGUGACUUUGGUGAGCUUGGAAAUUGUGGCAUGGGUAUGCGUGAUAGUUUAAUUGCAUUCAAAGAGGGUGUUCCUGGCGUUUAUAGUGGAUAUAGAUUGGCGCAUAAUAAAUUAAGGAGAAAAAGUGCUCCAGUACUCAAUGAACAUACUAAAACAUCACCUAUUAGACCACCUAGAACUAACAGACCAAAAAGUUCAUCACAAUUAGCAGUAAUUUAUGAUACAGUGCAUGAACAAGGUGGAAGUUUAGAUUUAGAAAGUGAGUGGUUAUUGCAACAAAGAAUACAAGAUAUGGAUACACAACACGUGAUCUUAGAAACCGGUGACAAUGUUACAAGAGUUGAAACUGGUAUUCGCUAUUAUAACCCUCGUACAGAUUCUCCAACUCGUCCAGCAAGUACGGUAGUAUUACCUAUGUCUCUCGACGAUGAUAUGUCUGAUUCAGGCGAUUCCUGGGGAUCUGAUUUUGAUGAGAGCGGGGAUGUUGAAGAAAGUGAAAUUUACGAAGUUCUAGGACAACCCAGAGAGAAAGUUGGAACAGUUGAGUCAGAUUAUGAAGAUAUUGAAGGGUUUGUGGAAAAAUUGGAAAGAAAGAAGCCACCACUACCUCCCAGGAACAGUGUUAUAUUUGAAAGUUUGAGUGAAUCAUCAGAUCUUGAAAAGGAUACUUAUAUUCCAGUAGAGAUGGAAAAUGAGCAACAACUUGUUCAACUACCUCCCUUAAAUCAAAAUGCAGAUGAGUAUCAAGUUAAGCGAUAUCAAAUUGUGAAAUGCAUAAUUGAGAAUGAGAAAAUUUAUAUGAAGUCAUUAAAUAGAUUAAUUAAGGAAUACGAAGAACCGUUACUUGAUCGAAAGCUUAUCAGUCAAGACCGUGUCAAAGUCAUUUUCAAACACAUCCAUGAAAUUCUGCAAUGUCAUCAGUUAUUUAACAUGGCGUUGAGUGAUCGUGCAAAUGAAUGGGACACAAGGGAGGUUAUAGGAGAUGUCAUUUUUGCAUCGUUUUCUAAGUCAACUGUAUUAAAGGCUUAUAACUCAUUUGUGUCAAAUUUCUCUGUUGCAAUGGAGAGCAUAAAGGAAACAUGCAAACUUGUGCCAGCUUUUUUGAAGUUCCUCAAGGUGUCAACUAAUGAAUUAUCAUCAUGUUAUAAUACAAUAUGCAGAACUAAAAAGUUUAAAUCCAUAAAAUUUAAUUCCAUCCCCAUUAACAAUCGUUUAUACCGACACAAUACCAAACAAUCUUUGUAUGACUUAAUGAGGCAACCACUUGAGCGCAUUCCUCAACUUGUAAUACUGACCCAAGCACUUGUGAAAGUCACUCCCCUUCUUCACCCUGAUCGACCACCGCUUCAGAUGGCACUGACUCAUUUAGAAUGUUUAAGCGAGACUCUUGCAAAAAAGCGGAAAGAUUCCAUGUGUAAACACAAAGUGAGGCAACUGGAUGGCUAUUUUACAGGUCUUGAUAAACCUCUUGCUUCAAAAAAGCGAUACUACAUAAGACAUGAUGAUAUGCUCCUUUGUCUUAUUGAAGACAAUAAAGUUGUUAAAACCAAACUUCGCAGGAUCUUUUUGUUGAGCGAUUUAAUUGUAUGUGCAAGUAUUCUCAACAAACAAAAGCAAUUAAAACUGAUGACAAAGAAGAAGUAUAAAGUGAAAUGGUGUUUACCUGUGAACGAUGUGGAAUUGAUUGAUGUUGGUUCUGGUAUUUCUAUAAAUAUCGACAAGAAAACAACAACUAUCAAAUACUCUCAAUCAAUUUCCAGUCCUCGACCGGGUGGAAAGAACUCUUCCCAAUUAAUUGAAGAUCUUCAACAUGAUAUAGCUUUGAUUGGCGAGAUUGCAGGAAAAGUGGCUUCACUGCGCAGAUCUUAUAGGUUUCUUGAUACGAAAAAAGUAAACAACUGGUUUAAAGAUGUGAAAAAUCUGCUGGAUCGCGAAACAGAAAUUGCUAAUAUGAAUUGGAUCGAAUUAUCCAUUCCAGUACGCGACAGACAAAACGAGCGCAUGCGCUGUUUAUUCAAUGUGCAUUCCCCCUACAAGAAACUCGAAUGGUCUGCUGAGUUGGAGAAUGUGAAGUUGCGGUUAGCACACAACAAUAAUCCAGGAUGGUUCUUGCAGGAAGAAAGUAUUUACGAUGGAGAGACAGCUGUUUUGAGAAGAACUCAACCGUUGGUUGCAAAUAUGGUACCCCUGUUUAUGAUUGAGCAGAAGUAUAGUGUUCAAUGUGUACUUGAGGUUUCAGACACCACCAUUCCGCAUCCAAUGUUUUGGGUAUUCUCUGGCAACGAACACGUUGGUUUAAUAACUUUGAUGGAAAUGAAUAUGACGUCCGAGCCACAUGCUGUGGAGAGCUUCGUAGCGUGCAAGGCUAGAAUAUGUUGCGCCGAGUUGUCUCGUGAACCUGAAAUCUCUUCUGGCGACGGGGAUUACAGACCAAGUUUACUCGUUUGGAUUGGUACUAUGUCUGGCAGUAUUCUAUUAUUCGACCCUCAUAGUGGAGAAGAGAAACCAUACACUUUUGCUAUGUUGAAGGAUUCUAUUACAACGUUAAAAUUUUCUCACGGUAAAAUGUUUGCAGGUUUGGCGAACGGGACGUUAGCAUGUUUUCAACGAAAAUUAGAUGGUACAUGGAACUUAAAAAAUCCUACUAUAGUGUGUUUGGGUGUAAAAUCAAUCCUUGCUUUAACUGAAGCUGGUAAAAAAUUGUGGUGCGCUUGUGGAUCCGAAAUAAUUAUACUGGAUGCAUUAACGUUGGGUGUUGAGAAGAAAAUAGACACGUGUGAAUGGAACAAAAUAGAUGUGAAACAUUUAGUAGCGUAUGGUAUUGGAGUAUGGGUUUCUUCCUGGAAGUCUUCAAAACUGCAGCUUUAUCACGCAGAAACGUUGGAACAUUUACAAACUAUAAACAUAACAACACCCAUAUCCAGGAUGAAAAGUGAGAUUGAUGGUAAAAUCCAGAGCAUCAACAUUGAAAAAAUCUACGUCACUGCAUUACUUGCGGAGAAGGGAUUACUCUGGGUGGGAGUCAAUCAAGGACUUAUCGUAACCUAUCCUUUGCCACGUCUUGGAGGCAUUCCUACAGUAGCAGGGCAAGCCUGCGUUUCGUUUCAUAUCCAUGAAGGACCUGUGAAGCACCUACACUCAUUUAGAAUAUCUACGAAACUGUUUCCACAAAUUGAAACAGCUUCAGCGGAACACAACGAAGUAAAGUCGAUGUUAAACGUAGAUAUGUUCAGCGAUUCAAUAUCAGAGGUUGAGAGCUCUAUGGAGGUUGUUCAACAAAAGCCAUCCGGCGAACCAGUAUAUUUUGUAGUGGAUCCUAACGCAGAAAACCAAUAUGGUGGAGUGAAUAGUUAUGUUAAGAAUAAAGAUGUGUUACAGCAGGAGAUGGUGGUGGUAGAUAAUGAUGUUAAAGAUGAGGACGAAGAACAUAAUGAGGUUAAAAGAAAAGCUGACACUGAACCUGAACCUGGUGCUGUCAUGGAAGAACCUAGGGGCGUGCAUGAAAGAUGUGAUGAAGUUUCUAAUGAAAAGGAUAAGCUGGUUUAUAAUAAAUUAGCUGACGCCAGAGACGAAGUUCUCCCUGAAAUUGUCCUGACUGAAAAAGAGGCUACCCAACCAACAAAGCCAACCAGGCGUGACACGUAUGAUAGCGAUGAUGACAUAACAGCCGACCAAGAGUUUUCAUUUAUCGAAAACGAAACGAACGGCUACGACUUAGAAUCAUUUAAACCAGAGCAGGACUUUUCUAUUUAUAUUGACAAAGAUAAAGCCGUUGUUAAAUCUACUGUCAAUGCCAUGCCGGUUUUAAAGGAGGGAGGGUUUGUUAAAAUGAUGGAGCAGUUUGAAGGGUUUUCUUUACCUCCUACAUCAACUAGCACGCCUCAUAAAACGGAAUUAAAUGUACCCUUGGUCCAAUCAACACUGCCAGUAGAUGAAGUACCUAAAGAAGAAAAUGGCCUAAAUGGUAAGAGUCUUGAAGUAAUUAAUGAAAAAGAACCGCAAAAAGAAUGUGACGAAGAAAGCGCGAAGGUUAAAGGUGAUUUGCAGGAGCAAGGGGAAGGAGAGUCUAAAGAAGAGCCUACUAAAAAGGACGAGAAAGAGAUGGUGAUUUGCACUCACGGCAAAGCAAUCGAUAUGUGUGAAGAUUGUGAAGACAAUAGAUUUCAGACCACUUCUGGUUACGAGUUACCGUUUCAAAUUGAACUUCCUCCUGUGACGCAACCAUAUUCCGUAGUCAAUAAAGAAAUUCAGCUGUUACAAAGAGAGAAUUCAAAGAAUGCGGAACCAUCUAAUCCAGCUUUAGAAUCGUUCUAUGAACAAUAUAAAGUUCUACCGCUACCGAAAAGCCCUAAAAACAGUGUAAAUAUUCGUAGCACAAGUAACCCGGCUACUCCGAAAACGCCAAUCGGGAGUUAUACGGAUAAAGGGAUGUAUACGCCAUUGCUUAAUAGCGAUAACUUUUCGACCUCAUUAACAUCUACGAUCGGCUUGCGUGCUUAUGAAAAAGAAAUAUCGUUGAGCGAUUCUUCUUUAGUACGUGAAACCAAUGAAAGUUACUAUGCUUCGUUAGUAGCCGUGUCCAAACGCGAAGAAGAAACAAGACGAGAUUGUUUGCUAAUGCCUUCUUAUGUCGUCAGUGUUGGAGUUGGACAUGUAGAUUUGCGUAAGAAAGUGAGACCAUUGAGUGGGCUAGAUUUAUUUAAAUCAUUUUCCGGGGAAGCUCAAGAGCCUCUCCUUAUGAUAUGGAAAUUGUCUUAACAUGUGCAGUUUUUGUUCAACGCACUUUAAUUAAGCUUUUAAAUAAGCUCCUUUAUGGUUCUCAAUGUUGGAGAAUGUUAAUAUAUUAAUAUGCCCGAUAAAAUUGAUAGAAAUAUUAAAAAACGAUGUUUUUCCUUUUUGUAGUUCUGGCGUUGAACAAGCUGCAGAUGUUCCUGCUUGCAAUCAUUCUUAAAAGGCCUCCAUUUAUCCUUAAAAUUAUCAGAAUUUUUCUACGAAAGGCCUUAUAAAGUGGCAAUAAAAACCUUUUUUCAAUUUAUUCUUGCUAAGCUUGACUGUUUAUAGGUUUAAUACACUCACCUUUAUUGGCGUUAAAAAUAACUGAAAAAAGGGUCUAAAAUAGUAAUAAUAAUUAAAAAUAAUAAUAAUUGAAAUCAUGAUAGUUUUAAUUUAAUAUUAUUAGUAAGAUUGUGAAAAACAUCCAUAAUACAAGCCCAGAAAUCACGAAAUUUUAGUAAAUAAUAUUAGGGUAGUUAGAGAAUAUUAUAUUAUCCUCUGGCAGCACGAUGAGGCAUACUUUAUUUCGCCUUAAUUAACAUGUAUCUACACUGGAAUAUAGCACAAUAUUUUUUAAUUGGAAUUUUUAACACUUUGUAUAGGUUUUGUACCAACCUUUGAAGAUAUAAUCAUUUUCGUUAAAUUAAUAAAAUCAAAGAUAAAAACGCGUGUGAAGAGUUUCUUGUUGAGCGCGGUUCAGACUUUUUACUUCUUUUUUUUUCGCUACACGGCCAAUAAUUGCCAGCGCGAAUCUGUACUAAGGUUUUAUGUAUGGCGUAAUGAGUUAGCCUAACUUAGUUUUUAAAAAUUAUCAUAUUUUAAAUGGUCAGCAGUUUAUAGUUUGCAAUUAUUUUAUACGGUUAUAAUUUAACUUUUAUUAAUUUGUAUUUUAGAUUAUAUUUAUGUAUCAGUUUAAAUAUUUUUUAAUUCUGUUUAGGUACAAAACCUAGCCGCACCUCCGUGCACGGCUAAUCAACGUUGUUCAUAGAAAUUAUAUUUUUAUUGAAAAAAGUUGUGAGCCCGUGGUGGAUUCCACAGGGAAUCUUCCGUCCACAUAUUUUCUACAUCGCUUUUUUAUGGAUUCUGUUCUCUUGUUUUCAUGAAGUAAUAGAAUUUACUUGGACGGGGUUAAUACCAUGAUUAUAGGUACAAUUUAAGCGCGGUUUUUUUAAUUUAAUAAUUACCCUGGUUUCUAAAAAACGGCCAAAUGAUCACAGGGAUAUAAUCAACCAUUUUGAACAGACAAACAAAAUAACUGUCUAAUUAGAUGCUUGCUAAUUUUUUGCCUUUUUUAGAUUUUUUUUUGCCAUCGCACAAAAAUUAGUACAAAUAAUGCAGGAGGAUUUCCACGUCACGAAUGUAAAGUUUUUUAAAUUUAUUAGUAAAAAAAGCAGUCGGAAUGUAAAAUAUUUUAAAGGGCUUUUAUUUUGCCAGAUUUUGAUUGCUUUUAGAUGUAAUUAUAUAUGUAUAUAUUGAUUUUUUCACAAAUAAUAUAAUUUAGUUAUAAUUUGCACAAUUUAAUAGUACAUUUUUUUGUAUUUUUUUUUAAGUUUUUAUAGAAAAUAUGUAUUUAGUACUCAAA
This is a messenger RNA of Hydractinia symbiolongicarpus, 6605 nucleotides long. RefSeq names its product rho guanine nucleotide exchange factor 10-like. Gene Ontology annotation, molecular function: protein binding; guanyl-nucleotide exchange factor activity. The transcript is spliced from 23 exons. Bases 47 to 5008 code for a protein of 1653 amino acids. NCBI's taxonomy places the organism in Eukaryota, Metazoa, Cnidaria, Hydrozoa, Anthoathecata, Hydractiniidae. Gene Ontology annotation, biological process: actin cytoskeleton organization; positive regulation of stress fiber assembly. The record is from RefSeq and is a predicted model, not a curated record.